GACAGUCACCGUUCAGAUAUCCUAAAACAUAAAAGUAUCAGACCAGACAUGAUGCUUAGCCACGCCACUUUCGCCCGGAAAACACCACUUCUGUUCAAUUCUCUUGGUGUUUCCGGUGACUACAAUCGAAAGAAUAUAACUGGAGCUGGUUCAAGCAGGGGUCUUUCGGUUGGUUACAAAAAUUGUUCACUGAGUUCUGGUCGUAUCAAUUGGUCUGGUCGUUCCAGAACUGGGUUUGGGCAUCUGGGUCGGGCCUCUUCAGUAUCAGGUGGAGGUUCAGGUGAUUCCGGUGGUAUUGGUGGAGGUUCAGGUGGUGGUGGUGAUAGUUCCGGUGGUGGUGGAGGUGAAGAUAGCGGCGGAAACGGAAACAAGUGGUCAUUUCUGUCAUGGUACUUGGCUCUUCUUUCAGAUUAUCCUGUUUUGACCAAAUCUGUGACAUCAGCACUUUUGACCCUCAUUGGUGAUUUAAUCUGUCAGCUGACAAUCAAUAAGACUUCUUCUUUGGACAAGAAGAGGACACUCACGUUUACCAUUUUGGGCUUAGGGCUAGUCGGUCCAGCAUUGCACUUCUGGUACUUGUAUUUGAGCAAAGUGGUGACAGCUUCCGGAUUAUCAGGCGCAGUUUUGCGACUUUUACUGGACCAGUUUGUUUUUGCUCCAGUUUUUGUUGGAGUUUUCUUAUCAGCUGUUGUGACACUUGAAGGAAAACCAUCAAAUGUCAUACCGAAGCUAAAGCAGGAGUGGACUGGUGCAGUGCUAGCAAAUUGGCAGCUAUGGAUACCAUUUCAGUUUCUCAACUUCAGAUUUGUUCCACAAAACUUCCAGGUUUAAUUUUAUUAAACUCUGUGACAACAUUAAACGUCAGUGUUAAAUAUACAACUCACUGAAUGAUUAGACAUGCUUGAAACAUGACGACCACACUCUGAAUCUAUCUUUAGUGUCUUAAUCUUCUACUUAGUACUCUUUGAUCCCGUCAUAUGCCAGCAAGAAACUAUUAGACGGGUCCAUAGUAAACGAACAUUUCACAUAAUGAGCUAGAAUGACAACAUUAUACCAGUUUUUCUCUUUGAAUUAACUUAACAUUCAAUUUUAUUAUACUCUCAUCAUUCUGC
Molecule: messenger RNA, 1112 nt
Organism: Eruca vesicaria subsp. sativa (arugula)
Lineage: Eukaryota; Viridiplantae; Streptophyta; Magnoliopsida; Brassicales; Brassicaceae
Source: the annotation of a GenBank genome assembly